AUGGCGGAAAAAAAUGUGGGAAAUACAAAUGCUGGAAAUGAAGAGCUUGUUUUUCUUGCAAAUGCGAUCAAGGAGGGUAGAAAAAGGCGACUUAAGAUGCAGUUGGCAUUAAACAACCUUGCUGCCAGGAGAAGACGAGUUUUGAAUUUGGCUUGCCUUGUAUUAUUGCUUAUUUCCCAUAGGAACGUCACAGUUCCUCGUCCAGUUCAUUCGUGUCGUCGGCUAAAAAGAAAUUCUGGCUGGUGGGAAAAUGUUUGCAACACCUAUUCAGACGCAAGAUUCGAAAAAACCUUCAGAGUAUCUAGGGGGACAUUUAAUUUCAUCCUGAGACGUAUUGAACCCUUCCUUAUUCGGCAAACUGUGACGGAAGAACCGAUACCACCAGCGCUGAGGCUUGCUAUUUGUCUGUAUAGACUAAGCCGAGGAGAUUAUUUCUAUACCAUCGCCGAAAUGUCUGGACUAGGCGUCUCCACAAUUUCCUCAAUUUGUCAGGAAGUCUGUCAAGUCUUGGUGGACCAUUUAUGGAACGAGAAUGUGUCAAGUCACAUGCCCCAAACUGAAGAAGAGUUUAAACAAAAAAUUCUCGACAUGGAAGAAUUCUGGCAAUUUCCAUGCUGUUGGACAGCAUUGGAUGGCUGCCAUAUUCCUAUGAAAUGCCCGCCUGGAGGACUUCAGUCAUGCAAAGAGUACCAUAACUUUAAAAAUUUCUAUUCCAUUGUACUGAUGGCAAUGGUAGACUCACAUUACAGAUUUGUGUGGGGUAGCUGCAGGUUUCCAGGAAAUUCUCACGACGCAAUUAUUUUUAGAUCAACCGACCUUUGGACCCGUAUCCAAGAAGGCCUCAUUCCAGUAAUUGGAAAAACUGUAGGAGAUGUUACUGUUCCACCACUUGUAGUGGGGGACUCUGCAUUCCCUCUACGAACAUGGUUGAUGAAACCAUAUACUAAUGCAAUUCUGACCCCCAAGCAACGUUACUUUAAUUACCGCUUGUAA
Molecule: messenger RNA, 993 nt
Organism: Pocillopora meandrina
Lineage: Eukaryota; Metazoa; Cnidaria; Anthozoa; Scleractinia; Pocilloporidae
Source: the annotation of a GenBank genome assembly